AUGGUUCGCUCAGUGCGACGCCGCCCGCGCAACGAGCAACUCGUGCGUCAAGUCCAAUCGGGUAUGUUUGACCCAGCGUCAUUGUUUUUGAAGAAAAUGGCACUGACAAAUGAUCCGCGGAGAAUAUUGGAAAUAUUGGAAGAGUCAGAUGAAGACCAAUCAAAUUCUACUUCGGACGCCGAGGUUGAAGACCAUUUAUCGGAACGAAGUAACGAUAGCGGCACCGAACAACAAGUUAGUGAUUCUGAUGCGGACUCUGAUUCAUCAAGCAAUUUGGACCUUUUGAGAUUACAAAGUCAACAAAAUCGGCAUGUGUUCAAAGGAAGAGAUGGAACUUUGUGGCAAAAAACACCAGCACGAUCAAACGUACGUACCAGAUCAGAAAAUAUUAUAUCCGAUUUACCUGGUGUUAGAUCCGUUGCUCGUAAUGCAAAAACUAUAUUUGAGUCCUGGAGCUUAUUCAUAACGGAUGAUAUAUUGAAUACGAUUCAAACCUGUACUAAUUUACACAUUCAAGAGAGGAGAGCAUUGUGUGCCGAUUUGAGCAAACAUAGAUAUAUGGAAGAAAUAGAAAUUAGUGAACUGAAAGCAUUCAUAGGCCUUCUAUAUAUUGCCGGAUUUUACCGUUCAAACAAACAAAAUUUGAGUGAUUUAUGGCAAGUAGAUGGUACAGGCGUAGAAAUCUUCAGGCUCACCAUGUCAAUCCAGCGAUUUUACUUUAUACAAAGCUGCCUACGUUUUGAUGACAAAUCUACACGUGCUGAAAGACAACAAUUCGAUAAUUUAGCGCCGAUAAGGAAUAUUUUCGAGAUGUUUGUACAGCAGUGUCAAAAAAUGUAUUCGCCAGGCGAAAACUGCACCAUUGAUGAGAUGUUGGUUGCAUUUCGAGGACGUUGCAAAUUCCGGCAGUAUAUUCCAUCUAAACCUGCCAAAUACGGAAUUAAAAUAUUUGCCUUAGUAGAUGCAUCAACAUAUUAUGUGACCAAUUUAGAAAUAUAUAGCGGAAAGCAGCCAAGUGGCCCAUACUCACUCAGCAACAAACCUUUUGACGUUGUAAAUCGCGUCGUCUUGCCCGUUUCUAAAAGCCAUCGUAACAUAACAUUCGACAAUUGGUUCACGAGUUAUGAAUUAGUAUCUCACCUCCUAACGGAACAUAAACUUACAGCAGUUGGAACCUUACGCAAAAACAAACGGCAGAUUCCACCUCAAUUCAUUACAACACGUGGAAAAUGUCCAGGAUCAUCUACCUUUGGACAUCAAAAGGACAUAACUCUAGUCUCCUACAUUCCAAAGAAAAAUAAAGUUGUCUUAUUGAUGUCCAGUCUACAUCAUGACGAAAAAAUUGAUGAGUCUACAGGUGACAAAAGGAAACCAGACAUCAUAUCCUUUUACAAUCACACCAAGAGUGGAGUGGAUGUAGUGGACAAUCUUUCUGCGUCAUACAACGUGAGUAGAAACACAAAACGAUGGCCAUUGACUAUCUUUUUUGCAAUGCUAAAUAUAUCGGAAAUAAACGCAAACAUAAUAUACCGGGCUAAUAAUGAUGAUACACGCAUGAAAAGAAGACAUUUCCUAAAAAAUCUGGGACUCGCCAUGGUGCAGGAACAUUUACAAGUGCGACGAGCUCGAGUGAAUUUACCACGUCAACUGCGCAAAAGAAUCGCACAAUUCACAGGUGAAACCACAGAUGAACCACCUCGAAAGAUUCUAGGCGUUCGCAAGAGAUGCCAAAUAUGUCCGUCCAAAAAAGAUAAGAAGACAAGUCAUACCUGUCAUGAAUGUCAAAUUUAUAUAUGCCCUGAUCAUUUUAUUACCUACUGCAAUAAUUGUAGUAGUUCGAUGUCAGUAAAUGAGGAAAUAGAAGACUGA
Messenger RNA from Ctenocephalides felis (cat flea), 1869 nucleotides. Its product is annotated as piggyBac transposable element-derived protein 4-like. The transcript has 2 exons. NCBI's taxonomy places the organism in Eukaryota, Metazoa, Arthropoda, Insecta, Siphonaptera, Pulicidae. The coding region runs from base 1 to 1869 and encodes 622 amino acids. The record is from RefSeq and is a predicted model, not a curated record.